AGAAUGACUGCAGAGAACUCCUCUGUGACCCAGUUCAUCCUUGCAGGCUUAACCGAUCAGCCAGCGCUCCGGGUCCCCCUCUUCUUCCUGUUUCUAGGUUUCUAUGUGGUCACCGUGGUGGGGAACCUGGGAUUGAUAAUGCUGAUUAGGCUGAACUCUCACCUGCAUAUUCCCAUGUACUUCUUCCUUUUCAAUUUGUCCUUCAUAGAUUUUAGUUACUCCACUACCCUCACCCCUAAAAUGCUGAUGGGUUUUGUGUCUACGAAAAACAUCAUUUCCUAUGCAGGAUGUAUGACUCAGUUCUUUUUCUUCUGUUUCUUUGUAUUUUCUGAAUCCUAUAUCCUGUCAGCAAUGGCAUAUGACCGUUACGUUGCCAUCUGUAAACCAUUGUUGUACACAGUCAUUAUGUCUCCCCACGUCUGUUUGCUUCUUUUGUUGGGUGUCUAUGGGAUGGGUGUUUUUGGAGCUGUGGCCCAUAUGGGAAACUUAAUGUUUAUGACCUUUUGUGCAGACAACCUCAUUAAUCACUACAUGUGUGAUAUCAUUCCCCUCCUUGAGCUGUCCUGCAAUAGCUCUACUAUAAAUUUGCUGCUGGUGUUUAUUAUUGUGACCAUUGGCAUUGGGGUGCCUAUUGUUACCAUAUUCAUCUCUUAUGGUUUCAUUCUUUCCAGCAUCCUGCGUAUUAGCUCCACCGAAGGUAGAUCCAAAGCCUUCAGUACCUGUAGUUCCCACAUAAUGGUGGUAUCUCUUUUCUUUGGAUCAGGAGCUUUUAUGUACCUUAAGCCACCUUCUAUUUUGCCCUUGGAUCAGGGAAAAGUGUCCUCUGUUUUCUAUACUGCAGUGGUGCCUAUGUUGAACCCAUUAAUCUAUAGCUUGAGGAAUAAGGAUGUCAAAAUUGCCCUGAUGAAAACCUUGAAUCGAAAAAUUUUCCUUGAAGGUGUUUGA
This is a messenger RNA of Lepus europaeus (European hare), 945 nucleotides long. Its product is annotated as olfactory receptor 8B12-like. Gene Ontology annotation, biological process: G protein-coupled receptor signaling pathway; sensory perception of smell. Gene Ontology annotation, molecular function: G protein-coupled receptor activity; olfactory receptor activity; odorant binding. The coding region runs from base 4 to 945 and encodes 313 amino acids. Lineage: Eukaryota; Metazoa; Chordata; Mammalia; Lagomorpha; Leporidae. The transcript has a single exon. Gene Ontology annotation, cellular component: membrane. The record is from RefSeq and is a predicted model, not a curated record.